AUGUCUGCCUUGAAGUUUGUCGUCCCAGAGAUGCUCGACAUGCAGCACGUUGUCGAAGAGAUAUUUGGGUUUACUCCAUGCAAAUGGCAGCUUCAAUCUGCACAGGAGCAACUGAAAAGAAAUGAUGUUUUUACUAUUUCUUCCACUGGAUCUGGCAAAACUUUGUGUUUCUGGAUUCCAUUGCUCUUCAACGACAAUGGAGUUAUGAUUCUUAUUACUCCAUUGAACAUCCUUGGCGACAAGAAUGUAGAUGAAACACGAGUAGCUAACAUCCCAGCUAUUACCCUAAAUGCCACAACAGCAACAGACGAGGCUUACAAGGACAUUGCAAAUUUCAAAUAUCGUGCAAUCAUCAUCAGUCCAGAACGAGCCCGGACCGACCAGCGCUUCAUUCGCCUGCUGGAUGACAAGAAGUUCGAGAAACAACUUUUCAAUGUCACUCUUGACGAGUCCCACUGUGUCUCUGAAUGGGGAGAUUUCCGGCCAGAGUAUACCGAACUUGGAUCCCUUAGAUGGCUUCUUCCACGAGAGACACCAUUCCAUUGUGCGUCUGCCACUAUGCCCCCCCACGUCAUCGACGAUGUCAUCGAGAAGCUCCACAUACGCCCUAACUUGGUCAAGGUGCAUCGAUCAAAUGACCGCCCAAAUAUUCAUUUCCGAGUCGAGAAGAUGAUGUAUCCACUCAAUUCAAUGUUCGACCUACUUCGAGUCCUGUGCUUCAAUGGAGAAGACCCUUUCUUUGUAUUUGCAAACAGUAGGAAAGAAACUGAGCAAAUUGCGGAGUUCUUGCGUUCACAAGUUGCGCAAGAAAACCAAGAUAAAAUAGUAUGGUUUCACUCGGGAAUGAGUCCUCAGUUUCGAAGAGACAUAGUAGAAAGACUUCAAAGUGGGGAUAUCUGGGGGAUAUGUUGUACUGAUGCUGCGGGAAUGGCGCAGCCCGUUUACGAGGAGACCGCAGGAGCAAAACCACGAGAUGCCAAAGGUGAGGCGCUACUGCCUGCAUAA
This is a messenger RNA of Suillus clintonianus, 1005 nucleotides long. Its product is annotated as P-loop containing nucleoside triphosphate hydrolase protein. Gene Ontology annotation, molecular function: ATP binding; four-way junction helicase activity; 3'-5' DNA helicase activity. Gene Ontology annotation, cellular component: chromosome; cytoplasm. The record is from RefSeq and is a predicted model, not a curated record. NCBI's taxonomy places the organism in Eukaryota, Fungi, Basidiomycota, Agaricomycetes, Boletales, Suillaceae. Gene Ontology annotation, biological process: double-strand break repair via homologous recombination. Bases 1 to 1005 code for a protein of 334 amino acids. The transcript has 3 exons.